Messenger RNA from Pelobates fuscus (common spadefoot toad), 1059 nucleotides. RefSeq names its product ATPase H+ transporting V0 subunit e1 (gene ATP6V0E1). The record is from RefSeq and is a predicted model, not a curated record. The transcript has 4 exons. Gene Ontology annotation, biological process: proton transmembrane transport. Gene Ontology annotation, cellular component: proton-transporting V-type ATPase, V0 domain. Lineage: Eukaryota; Metazoa; Chordata; Amphibia; Anura; Pelobatidae. Bases 93 to 338 code for a protein of 81 amino acids. Gene Ontology annotation, molecular function: proton-transporting ATPase activity, rotational mechanism.
UCUCUGAAGUCACCUGACUCCAGUCCUCAGUUCCCCAAGUUACCGGAGCGGCUGGUGCAGGAAGGCUUGGUUUUGUGCUCGGUGCUGACAUCAUGGCCUACCCCGGGCUGCUCGUACCCAUUAUCGUCAUGACCGUGUUCUGGGGCUUCAUCGGAGCCGUGCUGCCCUGGUUUAUACCCAAAGGACCCAACCGAGGGGUUAUUAACACAAUGCUGGUGACGUGUGCAGUCUGCUGCUAUCUAUUUUGGCUGAUUGCCAUAUUGUCACAGGUGAAUCCACUUUUUGGCCCUCAGCUAUCUCCUGAAAUCAUCUAUUACCUGAAAUACCACUGGCCUUAAACUAUCUCCAUAUUGAUCACCACCCUGCUGUGUGAUUUCCAGGUGCACAAGAAAACAAAUCCUUGCCUUAAUCACUUUGUUCCUGUAUCAAAGAAAUCCCAAAUUGCCUUAAUAUUUGUAUUAUGUGAAUUAUUUCAGCUAUCGCAUUCCUUCUACAGGAGCAAAAUGUCUGCUCACAUUGGAAGCUCUUAUUUAUCUUAACGCUGUACUGGCCAGGAGUUCUCUUUUAUUAGGCUUUUUUUAUGACAUGCCAAUAGGCAGAAUGCACAAACCAUUUUGUAUCUGUCAAAGUUUAUUCCUGGACACACACAAUGCACCAUCAGGGCAUGGAUUUGAGUUUUCCUUGCUUGUUUUAUUUUCUUUGUUUCAAAUAAGUUCAAACAGAAAGUCUGUAUUGAUAUCCUGUUAUUUUAAAUAGGUGUUUCAGGAUAAAACGCAUAAAGAGGAAUCAACCGUUUUUAAACAUUGCUGGAUGCUGUAGUUAUGACACAUUGAGCUCUAUCUGUUUCUUAGCCCUUCCUAUUUAUUUUAAAGUUUGGGGGAAAAAAAUAUUUUCUCCCUUCAUUCUUUACCCUACUUUUUUGGGGGGGAAACUACACAUUCCAUUCAACUGCCUUCUCUCCAUUUCCCCUUUCUAUUUUCUGUGUGUGCCUCUUUAAUCCAAUUCAAAGAAUGUUUGUUUUAUUUUUGCGAGAAUAAAAGGCAGUCAUGUAUAAUAUUA